Molecule: messenger RNA, 4416 nt
Organism: Coffea eugenioides
Lineage: Eukaryota; Viridiplantae; Streptophyta; Magnoliopsida; Gentianales; Rubiaceae
Product: disease resistance protein TAO1
Exons: 6
Coding region: 139-4287 (1382 amino acids)
Biological process (GO): signal transduction; defense response
Molecular function (GO): protein binding; ADP binding
Source: RefSeq, a predicted model, not a curated record
CAAAAUAAUUCUUCUAACAUGCAACUCAACAAAAAAUUUUCUUUGUAUUUCCAUAUUGUUGUUGCCGAAUUGCCAAUUGUUGGCAACUCAAGCUCAAAGAAAAUCACCAGAAUUUCUACAGUCUCCGGCGAAUGAGAGAUGGGCGACGAAGACGACGAUGCUGCGUGGUUCUCAUCAUCCAAUUCAACCCCAUCAUAUCGAUUCAGGUGGGACGUAUUCCUGAGCUUCCGAGGCGAAGACACGCGCCACAACUUUACAGAACGACUCUACAAUGAACUAGUACUCCGGGGUGUCAGAACUUUCCGGGAUGAUGAGGGACUAGAGAGAGGGGAAGAAAUAGCGCCUAGUCUCGUGGACGCGAUCAAAGACUCGGCGGCUUCUAUAGCGGUGAUAUCCGAGAAUUACGCUAAUUCAAAGUGGUGCCUGGAGGAGCUUGCUGUUAUUUUGGAGUGUAAGAGGCUGAUGCUGCCGGUGUUUUACGAGGUGGAUCCUUCGGAUGUGAGGCGACAAAAGGGUCCAUUUGAGACGGAUUUUAGAAACCACGACACCGAUGUGGCGGCUGAUAAGGUAAGCCGGUGGAGGGAUGCCAUGAGCAAGGCUGGACGAAUCUCCGGCUGGGAUUCCAGGACUUGGAAUGAAUUAGACCUUAUCCAUUCCCUAGUGAAGAAGAUAAUGGCAAAACUGAACGAUACGCCCUUAGGCGUGGCCAAAUAUCCAGUUGGAAUAAGUUCACGCCUUGAUAUACUGUUGAGAAAGCUAGAUGUCAAAGGCAAUGGUGUCCGAAUUAUUGGAUUUCAUGGCAUGGGAGGGAUUGGCAAAACCACUCUAGCUAAGGCUCUUUUUAAUAAACUUGUCAGUCAUUUUAAGACAAGGAGUUUUAUCUCCAAUGUCAGACAAAUUUCACAGGAUUCUGGUUUGACUUAUCUACAAAGCAAAUUUCUUGGUGAUGUAAACUCAACCGUGCCACCAACAAUACACGACUUCGCCAGAGGAAUCAUUUAUAUCAAGGAAGCUGUUCACGAUAAGCCAGUUCUUCUUGUUCUCGAUGACAUUGAUGAUGCAAACCAGUUAAACGCACUGGCUGGCGGGAGAGAUUGGUUUUAUGAAGGAAGUCGAAUAAUCAUCACAACUCGAACUAAGGAAGUUUUACCCCAAAAUAUUGUUGAUGAAGUUUAUGAAGUAAAUGGGCUAAUUUACCCUGAAGCAUUACAGUUGUUUAGCUAUCAUGCAUUUGGAAGAGAGAAACCUAACAUGGACUUUAUGAAGCUGUCCGAGCAAAUUGUGAAUCUAACAGGAGGACUACCUUUGGCCCUGGAAGUGAUUGGUUCUUCCAUGUUCUAUAAGAGGAGAAAAACGGAAUGGAUUGAUGAACUGGAAAAGCUGAAACAAAUUCGCCCCAAUCAUCUCCAAGAUGUGUUAGAGAUUAGCUUCAAAGGACUGGAUGAUCAAGAGAAGUGUGUAUUUCUGGACCUUGCUUGUUUUUUUGUUAACAGCAACCUGAUUAGAGAAGACGCAAUUGACAUUUUUAAGGGUUGUGGCUUCAAUGCUGAAGUAGCAAUAACAGAUCUUACCGCCAGAUCUUUGGUUAAGAUCAUUGAGGGAAAUGUUUUGUGGAUGCAUGACCAAAUCAGAGACAUGGGAAGGCAAAUUGUUCAACGUGAAAGCUAUGCGGAUGCUGGUAAACGCAGUAGACUCUGGAGUCAAGGUGAAAUAAUGAUGGUAUUGAAGAAUCGUAAGGGAACAAGAAGCAUCGAGGGCAUCACACUUGACUUCGGAAAAAAGCAGAAGUUGAGCAGUGAGAAGGCAGAUAAGGUCAACACAAGAAAAUUCCCAGCCUUAGAAUCAGCAGUUAUAUUCUUAAAGAAGCAGUACAAGAAAUGGUUUGGGCAUACUGCAAAAGAAGAUGGAGACUUGCUUAACACAGAGUCCUUUAAGGGUAUGGUGAAUCUGAGGCUUCUCCAAAUUAAUCAUGCGAAGUUGGAAGGUAACUUCGAGAUACUUCCUGCUGAAUUGAAGUGGCUGCAAUGGAAAGGAUGCCCUUUGGAAAGCCUUCCUUCUGCUCUAUGCUCCAGGGAUGUUGCCAUACUUGAUAUCUCUCAAAGCAGCAUUGUGCAGCUGUGGGGUCACAGUUUUAUGGGUCAUUGGCAGCGGAACAAGAUGACCAAGAAGCUGUUUGUAGUGAAUGCCAGUAAUUGCUAUCAUCUAAAAGAGAUCCCUGAUUUGUCCGGGUUCUGUUUAGAGAAGUUGAUUCUUGAGCAUUGCAAGGGACUAGUCAAGAUCCAUCACUCACUAGGUGAUAUGGGUACAUUGACUUACUUGAACCUCAAAGAGUGUGAAAACCUUUUGGAGCUUCCAAGUGAUAUAUCUGGGCUAAGGAAUCUCGAGAAACUGAUCCUUUCUGGUUGCAUUAAUUUAAGGGAAUUACCAGAGGACUUAAGUGGUUUGAGAUCCUUGAAAGAACUGCUACUUGAUAGAACACCUAUAAUGAAAUUACCGGACACUAUAUUCCGCCUAAAGAAUCUUGAAGUGUUCAAUUUGGCUGGUUGCUAUUGUCUAGAUCUACUGCCUCAUUCCAUAGGAAAUCUCAAUUCUCUGAGGGAGCUUAUUUUGAGUGGCACUGCUCUACAGAAACUGCCAGAUUCUAUUGGGAACUUGAGCAAUCUCGAGUUGCUAAAUUUGAGAAUGUGCAAGUCCCUUUCGUCAAUUUCUAAUUCAAUUGGCAAUCUUACUUCUUUGGUUGAACUUUGCCUUGAUAGAAGUUCAAUCAAGGAAUUACCAGCAUCUAUAGGUUCAAUAUCUCAUCUCAAGUUCCUUAUGCUUGGUCAUUGCCGAUCCCUCAGUAAAUUGCCUGAUUCUAUCGGCAGAUUGUCAUCUUUGGUUAGUCUUCAGUUAGAAGGAACACAACUGAAGGAAAUUCCAGAUCAGGUAGGUGCAUUAAAUAACCUUGAGCAGCUCAAUUUGGGGAGCAUUGAACUGCUGGAUUCUAUACCAGGCUCAAUUGGCGGAAUGUUGAGUCUGAGAGAUGUGGAGUUGGAUAAUCUCUCAAUAGCAGAGUUGCCAGAAUCCAUAGGCUUAUUGGAGAGACUUGACACUUUAAAAUUGAACAACUGCAAGAAUCUUCGAAAACUACCUGCUUCAAUUGGAAACUUGGCAAGUUUGCGGUACCUUUAUAUGGAUAAAAAUGCAGUGACUGAAUUACCUGAUGAAAUUGGAAGGCUAUCACGUUUAAAAGUACUAAGAAUGGCAAAACAACCUGAUUCUGGAGCGCCUAAUAACAAUGGCAGGGAAUCCAAUCAGACAGAUUUGGUUGCCGAGCACCAAAUUCAGCCUGUAGUACUUCCGAAAUCCUUUUCAGGCCUCUCCUCAUUGGAAGAACUGGAUGCCCGAUCCUGGAGAAUAUCAGGAAAGUUGUCUGAUGAUCUUGAGAAGUUAUCUUCACUGCAGACUCUGAAUCUUGGUGAUAAUGAUUUUCGCCUACUUCCCUCCAGCUUGAGGGGACUUUCUGUUCUCAAAAAGUUGCUUCUACCCAAAUGCAAAGAGCUCAAACUUCUCCCCCCGCUUCCUUCAAGCUUGGUUGAGUUAAACGUCGCCAAUUGUUAUGCAUUGGAAUAUCUAGCUGAUAUAUCAAGCUUGGGAAAUCUAGAGGAACUUCAACUUACUAAUUGCAAGAAGAUAACAGAUAUUCCCGGCCUUGAAUGUUUGAAGUCAUUGAGAAGGCUAUACACCGGUGGUUGCAAUUCAUGUUUGCCAGCUAUUAAAAAACGACUUUCCAAGGAUGCUUUAAGGCAUAUAAUCUAUCUGUGUGUUCCCGGCACUGAAAUUCCGAGUUGGUUUGCUCCAGAAUUGCCUCGUUUUUCAAUUCGAAAGAAUCUCAAACUUAAGGCUGUGAUUAUAGGUGUCGUAGUCUCUCUUGAUCAACAAGUUGAGGACAACUUCAGAAAGAAACUUCCAGCCAUCGUUGAUAUACAAGCCAAGAUCAUCAGAUUGAAUGAUGCCAUUUUCACCAAAACGUUGUACUUACUUGGAGUUCCCGACACAGACGAGGAUCAGCUAUACUUGUGUCGAUUUCACGAGUUUCAGCAGCUCGUCUUCAUGUUGGAAGAUGGUGAUAAGAUAGCGGUGACAAUGAGAGAAAACCCGCGGUUUAAUGGCCUUAAGCUUAAAAAGCAUGGAAUUCACUUGGUUUUCGAGGGCGAUGAUGACUACGAUGAGAAUGAUGAGGAACUCUUUGAUGAAUCCCAUCAGUCAGUGUCGAAGAAGCUUGCAAACUUCUUCAGUUCCUUGUGAUGGAUACUCUUUAGCUGUUGACUCUAAAUUUCAGAUUAAACAUUUCAAGUGCGUUUGGAAGUAUGGCACUCAGCUUUACCACUAAUUUUUCAUGGUGGAAUUCUACGUAAUCUAACCCCAUUAUUUUCA